Mesorhabditis spiculigera is the source of this 1221-nucleotide messenger RNA. The record is from the annotation of a GenBank genome assembly. NCBI's taxonomy places the organism in Eukaryota, Metazoa, Nematoda, Chromadorea, Rhabditida, Rhabditidae.
AUGUCCUCCGGCCUCCCAACGACUGUACCAGUGAACCAGUCAUUCUUAACCUCUCCGCUCCAACUCCCCUUCCUUGGCCCCUUCUUUCAAGCAUCCUCAAUCUCCCCUGCAGCUCUUGCUCAGCAAAACCUGAAGCUCAGACGUGUCCGUCAACGAGUCGACGCCGGUGAGCCGAGGAACUCUUAUCCGAAUCAACGUCCCUGUGACCUCAACACUACCGGAAACUCAGCCAUGGAACAGCUAUCCAACCUUUUCCCGUGGAUGUCCCGAAAAGAGGACACGCACUCGGAUGAGAAGGAAGACGCUGAAAGCGACGUUGAGAAGACGGAGGAGCCUGAGCUGCUCGAGAACAUGACUGAUACUGGAGUGCCAAGUCCGAUUGCGCUAGAGAAGCUUGAGGAUAGCACCAGCAUCGAGAAGCUGGAGGAACUCCCAAUCGAGCGAAGCGGAAGCGGCGGCUCCAACUCAUCGUCGUCGCGCAGGAAAUGUGCUCAACCCAAGAAGGAAGUCUUCCACGAUGAACCACCAAAAGAAUGGGAUGCUCUUGAGAACGAGAAUACUGAUGACCCCUCUGAUUCUUUGGAUGGAGAAGCGGAGAGUGAUAAGCCUGCUUCAAAGCUUCCUGGCAUCACUCCGGAAACUGUCAGUGCCCUACAAAAUCAGCUGAACGGUCCCAACAAGCUGGCGGAGAUGAUCGAGGUCCAGAGGAGAUUCCUCAUGGAAAACCAGAAGAAAUUCGGAGCUGUUGAGGAAAAGGGAAAGCUGCAAAAUGACGUGAGCAAGUUGACGCACUCCCUGAAACAGGUGUUGAAUGACUCGUUGCAAGUUUCGAUUGACAAGAUCAUUAACACUUGGACUGGAGCUCUAUUGCAAAGGAUUCAAGCUGAUGCUCUUGCACAAGUUCAACAGCAGCAACAACAACAACAGCAACAACAACAACAACAACAAAUGCCACGCAACCUGCUCUUCCCUAACAAUUUUUCCCUCCCUUUGCUCAAGCAGCUCAAGCUCAACUUGGAAAUCCUUUCGGAAUGCCGCCAGGAGGUGGCAUCUUCCCGAAUGCAUUCCCCGGAUUCAAUCCCUUGGCUGCUCUUAAUGCAAACCUGCGACGGUCUGCGGCUUUUGAUGAAGAUAUGCCAAAGAAGAAACGGAACAAGGUCACCGAUUCCGUACGAAAAAUCGAUCACUCAUCACCAUCAAGUGCUCGUGGGAGUCCACAGC